AUGUCAAGAGAUGCCCCCACUCUGUGCCCCAGCAGUGGCGACGAGAGCGACACCGAGUCAGAGCCAGGCAUCCCUCUGAAGAGGAAGCAGCGCCGUAGUAGGACAACUUUCACCGGAGACCAGCUGGAGGAACUGGAGAGGGCGUUCCAGAGAACCCAGUAUCCUGACGUGUACACCAGGGAGGAGCUGGCUCAGAAAACGAAGCUGACGGAGGCUCGGGUCCAAGUGUGGUUCAGCAACAGACGAGCCAGACUGAGGAAGCAGCUCAACAGUCAGCAGCUGAAUGCCUUCAACUCAAUGAGUCUGCAGAGUGCGUUCCCAGCACACCACCAGUACGUGCCGGACCCUGCCACCAACUUCAACGCUCAGGGUCAUGCAGCUAGUUGGGCACAACAGGCAGCCGUGGCUGGGUAUGCAGCUUCAGGAGGGCUCGGGGGGUACAACAGUGGAUACCCAGGGGCUGGGGGAGCCACGGACCUCGGGGGCGCUCAGUACUACCAGGGCGCCACCCAGCAAUGUGCCCAAGGGGGCGCCUCACCAUGGGCUAGACACCAAACCGCCACCAGCGCCUCCAAGGGGGUGGAUGUUCCUACUCACUGGCCAGACAACUAUAGCUUAUUCUCCGCCGGAGCCAGCCAAAUGUAUGGAGCCGCCUCCAAUCUGACCCCGUCCCACUCUCCAUCGGAGGCCAAGUCCGGGUACCCUUACUUCGGCCAGCUCAGCGGUAUGGAGGCGGUUUGUGGUCGCGUCCACUGAGACUAGGACUCCGCCCCCGCGGCCGGGGCAAUGAGAUAGAGGACGAAGAGAAAUUAUGUGUUCAAACAGUAUUAUUGAUUGUCAAAAAACGUACUAAUUGAAUAUCAUAUAAAUAAAUAGUGUUGUAAAUGUUUUUGUUGUUUGUAUUAUCAAUACUUUGAGGCAUUAUUGGUGUCGUGAUUUUGACAAAAUAUGAAAUAACUUGCACAACACAUGUUUUUGUUAUCUUUUAUUGGCCUGUCUAAUUAUUUAUUUCAUAACAAACAUAUUUUUAUAGUGAUAUACAAGUUAAGUUGAAGACAAUUUCGUCGGAUUAGCAAUAGUAAACGCUAAGUGUAAAACAAUUUAUGUAGAUUAUUUUACGAAAUGACCCAACUGAAACAAGACGACAAUUAAUUAUGUAAAACAUUUAAUAGCAGCAAUGUUGCCUUAAAAUCCUCAACAGUGUCUUAAGUGUGAUAGAGAUAUAUUUUUCAAUGAUCAGUUACAAACAUGUUUUUUGAUAGUUUGUAGAUAUUAGAAGUAAGUAUUUUAUCUCUUCAAGCUUGUAUAUUAAACUAUUUUAUAUAUAUUGUCUUUGAUGUACAUUAAAUGAGUUUUCCAAAGCACCCUUUUCUAUGCCCAAAUAUUAUAAAUGUUUUAAACCUUACAGGUUUUUGUUUCAUGUUUACAAAAAAUAUAAACAGCCUUCUAGAUAGUUAUGUAUUCAGUUUUAGAUAGUUUAGGUGCCUUUGGUAGACUUGUAAUUCAAAACAGUUGCUCUGAUGUAUCAAUGUAAAUAGUGUAGGUAAAUAAUUUAUUGUGAAUGAAUUCCGAUGUAUACUAAUAUUGAAUAUGAAUCGAGUUUAUUUUUUGUAAGAGUGUAUAUGCGUUCAGCAUGUUAUUAAAAAUAAUAAAUAUAUGAUUGAAAA
Messenger RNA from Macrosteles quadrilineatus (aster leafhopper), 1667 nucleotides. Its product is annotated as protein gooseberry-like. Lineage: Eukaryota; Metazoa; Arthropoda; Insecta; Hemiptera; Cicadellidae. The record is from RefSeq and is a predicted model, not a curated record. Bases 1 to 756 code for a protein of 251 amino acids. Gene Ontology annotation, biological process: regulation of transcription by RNA polymerase II. Gene Ontology annotation, molecular function: DNA-binding transcription factor activity, RNA polymerase II-specific; RNA polymerase II transcription regulatory region sequence-specific DNA binding. The transcript has 5 exons.